UGUCCAUUAAGAAAACCAAAUCUCAAAAGGUCUUGGAUACCUUUAUUUCUGGUUUGCUAGUUGACCCACUUUUUAAUCUUCACAUCAACAACAACAUGCCUACUCGCUGCGAAAUUCUGUGUGAACUCUUGAUCGCGAUUUUGAUCCCUCCUUUGGGAGUUUGCUUCAGGCACGGUUGUUGCAGCGUUGAGUUCUGGAUUUGUGUGCUGUUAACUAUUCUGGGUUACGUUCCUGGGAUUAUUUAUGCUCUCUACGCUAUUGUUUUUGUGGAUCGUGAUGAGUACUUCGACGAGUACAGGCGUCCACUUUAUUACUCUGCUUAGUUCUCUUUUAUGAUCUCUCUCUUUUUCUGUAAAGUGGUGAUCCUGAAACUGUUUGCAUUUGUGUUUAAUUGAACUCGAUAUUGAUGUGCUUCUACUCUUUAAUUGAUCUUGACAUUGUGCGAUUGUAAAAUGGUUCUUUGAUCUUGUUUGGAUUUCAGACAAAUGUUUGAUUUUAACUUAAAGUGAGUUCAAUUUUAUAUGUGAAA
Molecule: messenger RNA, 529 nt
Organism: Gossypium raimondii (Peruvian cotton)
Lineage: Eukaryota; Viridiplantae; Streptophyta; Magnoliopsida; Malvales; Malvaceae
Product: UPF0057 membrane protein At4g30660
Exons: 2
Coding region: 96-323 (75 amino acids)
Cellular component (GO): membrane
Source: RefSeq, a predicted model, not a curated record